AUGACUGCGGACAACACCAUCACCCCGGAGGCCAUUGUCUCCCAGAACGGCUCUUCAAAUGGCCAGCCCCGGACCAAGAUCUGCGUCUACUGCGGUGCUGCCCCUGGUGCCAGCCCUGCUCACAUUGAAGCCGCCCGCGCCCUGGGGAGGGCCAUGGCCGCAAACAACAUCGAUCUAGUCUAUGGAGGUGGCACCGUCGGCCUCAUGGGCGAGGUUGCCAAGACUCUCUGCUCAAUCAAUGGCCCAGAGUCUGUCCACGGCAUCAUCCCCGAGGCGCUCGUCAAGUACGAGCGGGACGGCACCUAUGGUACCGUCAACAAGCACAACCACAUUGUCCCUGAAGAGUCCGUCUACGGCCGGACAACUGUAGUCAAGGACAUGCACACGCGAAAGAAGCUCAUGGCUGAGGAGGUCUUUGCCGGUGGCCCCGGUAGUGGCUUUGUCGGUCUGAGCGGUGGCUUCGGCACCAUGGAGGAGAUCUUUGAGACCACCACCUGGAACCAGCUUGGCAUUCAUAGCCGUGGUAUUGUGCUCCUCAACAUUGAGGGCUACUGGGACGGCAUUGUCCAGUGGAUGGACCGUGCCGCCCAGGAGGGCUUUGUCAAGCCCGCCAACAAGAAUAUUCUGGUCACCGCUGACACCCCCGAGGGCGCCAUCCAGGCCCUACGCGACUACAAGGUGUCGGACGCCAUCUACCAGCUCCAAUGGGGUAACCAGUAG
Molecule: messenger RNA, 720 nt
Organism: Fusarium keratoplasticum
Lineage: Eukaryota; Fungi; Ascomycota; Sordariomycetes; Hypocreales; Nectriaceae
Exons: 2
Coding region: 1-720 (239 amino acids)
Biological process (GO): cytokinin biosynthetic process
Cellular component (GO): cytosol
Molecular function (GO): hydrolase activity, hydrolyzing N-glycosyl compounds
Source: RefSeq, a predicted model, not a curated record